Molecule: messenger RNA, 1690 nt
Organism: Solanum stenotomum
Lineage: Eukaryota; Viridiplantae; Streptophyta; Magnoliopsida; Solanales; Solanaceae
Product: pentatricopeptide repeat-containing protein At4g30825, chloroplastic-like
Exons: 2
Coding region: 79-1308 (409 amino acids)
Molecular function (GO): protein binding
Source: RefSeq, a predicted model, not a curated record
CAUGAAGUUCCUUCAAUUUUGGGAGGUUCUUUAUAUGAUCAUGUUUUGAGAAACCAGAUAGCUUGUUCAAGUCUGGUGAUGGCUUAUGUGAAAAACAGCAUGAUACAUGAUGCGUUAAAAGUCUUACGGGAAAAGCAGUGGAAGGAUGCUUUAUUUGAGGACAACUUGUACCAUUUGUUAAUUUGCUCAUGCAAAGAUUUUGGGCAUCCAGAGAAUGCUGUGAAAGUGUUCACUUGUAUGCCAAAAUCUGAUAAGCCUAACUUACAUAUAAUAUGCACUAUGAUAGACAUUUACAGUACAAACAACAAUUUUGCUGAAGCUGAAAAGCUUUAUCUAAUGUUGAAGAAUUCAAAUGUCAAAUUGGACACAAUAACUUUCAGUGUUGUGGUAAGGAUGUAUAUGAAAUCUGGAGCCUUAGAAGAAGCCUGCUCUGUGUUGGAUGAUAUGGACAAACAAAAAAACAUUGUUCCAGACACAUAUUUGCUCCGUGAUAUGCUCCGGAUCUACCAGCGAUGUGACAAGAAGGACAAAUUGGCAGAUCUUUACUACAAACUUGUGAAAAGAGGAGUCAUCUGGGAUCAGGAAAUGUACAGUUGUGUCAUAAACUGCUGUGCCCGUGCACUGCCAGUUGAUGAGCUUUCGAGGCUUUUCGAUGAGAUGCUUAAACGUGGAUUCUUACCUAAUACAGUCACCUUCAAUGUCAUGCUUGACGUAUAUGGGAAAUCCAGACUCUUCAAAAGAGCAAGAGAGGUUUUUUCAAUGGCUAAAAAGUGUGGUUUGGCUGAUGUUAUCUCUUACAACACUCUCAUAGCUGCAUAUGGGAGAAGCAAAGACUUCAAGAAUAUGUCAUCAACUGUCAAGAAAAUGCACUUCAAUGGCUUUUCAGUUUCUCUUGAAGCCUACAAUUGUAUGUUAGAUGCCUAUGGGAAAGAAGGACAAAUGGAGAAAUUCCGUAAUGUCUUGGAAAGACUGAAGGAAUCUGGUCACUCUUCUGAUCAUUACACUUACAACAUUAUGAUAAACAUUUAUGGCGAGCUAGGUUGGAUUGAAGAAGUUUCGGAUGUACUGGCAGAAUUAAAGGAAUCAGGAUCAAUUGGACCUGAUUUGUGCAGCUAUAACACAUUGAUAAAGGCUUAUGGAAUUGCUGGAAUGGUUGAACAUGCAGUAGAUUUGGUCAAGGAAAUGCGCAAAAAUGGAAUUGAACCUGAUCGAAUAACCUACACUAACCUAAUCAAUGCAUUACGGAAAAAUGAUAAGUUUCUUGAGGCUGUUAAGUGGUCUUUAUGGAUGAAGCAGAUUGGAUUAUAAAUAUCAAUCUGGAAAAUGGUGCUGUUAUUCAUCACGGCCUAUUCGUCUCCGGUUUAAAGGUCAAGGCUUGUGUUCUUCUUGUAUAGUUCAACUCCAUCAUUUUACAGCAAAGGUUUUACCGAGUAGGCUGGAUCAUCGAUGAUGCUGAUCACGUAUAUGCAGCUGUCUACUUGCACGCACAAGUUUCUGCAGCUUAGUUUAAAGACAACUGUGUAUUGAUUGUCUCAUAAUGCACCAGUCAGUGUAUAGUCAUGACACUCCCGCCCCACCCCUCCCCGCCCCAUUGUCAUCCUUACAGGAAGUCAUCUCUCUGUUGUAAAAGAUCAAUAUGGCAUGAGCCAUUUAUGGUAUAGUUUCAACAAAAUCUGUGCCAUUUUGUUCA